AUGCAUAUCUCUAGCUUCCUCAAGCUGCUCCUUGCAGCAGCAAGUCUGAUUUCGACAUCGUUGGCGUCCCCCAUAGAAAGACGCACCAAUGUUGGCAGACCAGCUGCACCCAUCUCCCCCAAAGUCGUCAUCAUCAGCAUGUUUGCCCCCGAAGCAGAAGUCUGGCACGGCAUUAAAGAGUUCGAUCUUCUGGCACAGAACAUCACAGUCCCCGGUCUCUCCCCUCUUUUCCCCGAGGUCCACUGUACCGCCAAAGGUGAUGUCUGUCAGGUUGUCACUGGAGAGUCGGAAAUCAACGCGGCCUCAACCAUCAGCGCCUUUGUGCACAGUCCCAAGUUCGACCUCACCAAAACAUACUUCAUGGUUGCCGGAAUUGCGGGGGUGAAUCCAAAGGUGGCGACCCUUGGAGCCGUGACCUUUGCCAAAUACGCGGUCCAGGUCGCGUUGCAAUACGAGUUCGACAUGAGAGAUAUGCCCUCGAAUUUCACAAGCGGGUAUAUCCCAUUUGGUGUGACCGCUCCAGACGACUAUCCCACAACGAUCUAUGGGACUGAGGUGUUCGAGGUCAACGAGGCCCUCCGAGACGUGGCCAUCAGCCUCGCUUCCGGCGCCAAACUCAACGACACGGCGGCCAGUCAAGAGUACCGAGCCAAAUAUGCCCAGGCAUCCAUAUACGCCGCUGGGGCGCAGGCGCCGAGCGUUCUGGGCUGCGACGUCGCGACCUCGGACGUGUACUACUCGGGGACGCACCUGUCGGAGGCGUUUGAAAACACAACGACCAUCUGGACCAACGGGUCGGGCAUCUACUGCACGACGGCGCAGGAGGACAACGCGAGCCUGGAAGCCAUCAUGCGCGCCGCUGCCAAGAACCUGGCGGAUUUCUCGCGCGUAAUCGUCAUGCGCACGGCCUCGGACUUUGACCGCCCUCCCCCGGGCGUAAGCCAGAUCCAGAACCUCCUGUACGUCGACCAGGGCGGCUUCACGCCGGCCAUCCAGAACAUCUAUCUGGCCGGCGUGCGCGUCGUCGAGGGCAUCCUCGCCGGCUGGACCAGCACCUUUGCGACGGGCGUGCCUGCCACAAACUACGUAGGCGACAUCUUCGCCACGCUGGGCGGGACGCCCGACUUUGGCCAGCCAAGCCAGUUCAUCUCCAACGCCGUGAGACGGAGGGACCUUGGGGCUGGGGUCACAGGCCAAGAGGAACAUCAGCUCCAGGGGAACUUGAGGAUGCGGAGGGCGGCAGAGAGCGCGCGCAGACGGCUUGCUGCCGCGCGCGCGGAGGGCAUUGUCUUGUGA
This is a messenger RNA of Cladophialophora psammophila CBS 110553, 1296 nucleotides long. RefSeq lists its product as uncharacterized. The record is from RefSeq and is a predicted model, not a curated record. Gene Ontology annotation, biological process: transmembrane transport. Gene Ontology annotation, cellular component: endoplasmic reticulum. The transcript is spliced from 2 exons. NCBI's taxonomy places the organism in Eukaryota, Fungi, Ascomycota, Eurotiomycetes, Chaetothyriales, Herpotrichiellaceae. Bases 1 to 1296 code for a protein of 431 amino acids.